Molecule: messenger RNA, 258 nt
Organism: Ostertagia ostertagi
Lineage: Eukaryota; Metazoa; Nematoda; Chromadorea; Rhabditida; Trichostrongylidae
Source: the annotation of a GenBank genome assembly
AUGGAGAGCUCUACAAGAAUCUGUAUUUCGAUGUGCAUUUUUGCACCGGCUAUCAUUUAUUUCCUAGUGGCCGUGUCAAGAAGUCCGAAAGCCAACGUACCCUCUGGCUUUAUAUCGGAGUCGGAAAUGAUUCACAGAACACAAAGUUUCUCGCCAGAAGAAAGAAAGAAGGCGUCUGCUCUGGCUGAUAAAUACAAUCAAAACAUUUGGCCAGAAGAGUAUGUAAGUCCGCAAAUUGUCCGUGGACUCUCUCUAUAG